Molecule: messenger RNA, 370 nt
Organism: Staurois parvus
Lineage: Eukaryota; Metazoa; Chordata; Amphibia; Anura; Ranidae
Source: the annotation of a GenBank genome assembly
CAAAUUUAUGGGAUUUAUGAGAUUUCUGACAGCUCGCAAGGAGAGGAGAGCCAAUCAUCAGAGCACUGAUGAUCAGUGUGCCCUGAUGAUCUGUGUAGCCCCAGCAGCGCCACCUGUCAGUGUCCAUCAGUGCCAGCUCUCAGUGCUCAUCCAUGCCACCUGCCAGUGGCCAUCAGUGCCACAUCAAUGCCACAUAUCAGUGCCCAUCUGAGCUGCCUUUCAGUGUCACCCAUCAGUGCCAUCAGUGCCACCUAUCAGUGCUGCCAAUCAGUGCCACCUAUCAGUUGCCAGUCAGUGCCACCUAACAGUGCCAGUCAGUGCCGCCUAUCAGUGCCGUAUAUGAGUGCUGCCUUUCAGUGCCCAUCAGUGA